Molecule: messenger RNA, 3068 nt
Organism: Lobosporangium transversale
Lineage: Eukaryota; Fungi; Mortierellomycota; Mortierellomycetes; Mortierellales; Mortierellaceae
Exons: 2
Coding region: 40-3021 (993 amino acids)
Source: RefSeq, a predicted model, not a curated record
GUUCAACAUUGGACUGUACAGAAGAAUCCAAAAACACAGAUGGGCACCAUUCCUUCAAAGCCCUCCUUUAGUCCUGCUUUCUCUGCUUCCACACCCUCCUCACCCAACCCUUACAGUGCACGCAACAGCUCAGGCCAAGGUUCUGUGCUAGAAGCGCCUCACAGAGCUUCAUUCUCUGUCGAGUCGCCUGUUGAAAAAGAGAAGCGGCGGCAGCUCCAACUGCAGCACCAACAGUCCUUUUCUUAUUCCUCGCGUCCCUUUUCAGAACGAAGUCAGCAACAGCAGCAGCAUCGUAGUAGUAACAACAACAAUGCGAAUAAGAGUCAGAAUGAAGAGAGGCGCUCUAUUGAUAGAAUGAAAGGUCGUACUAUCAUCAGCCCCAGUACUAGUACCAAUACUAAUACCAACAGCAAUAUCAAUUCUGUCUCAGCGAACAAGAGCACCAUAGAUUAUUCGGAAACAGGCCGUGCUGAAAAAAUAGAAUUAUCGUUGGAAAAUAAUCAUCGAAAGAACACUAUCGCCGACAGCACUGCAAAGACAUUCUCCCUCUCCUGUCAGGGCACUCAUUCUCAGUCCUCACUCUCCGAUAAGAGUAUUGCAAGCAUCAGCAGUGGUGGCAAUGUCAGUGGCAAUGGUAGCAGCGGCAGUAGUGGUGACAAUAGAAGAGGCGACUCUACGCCCUCAACAUCCAUCAGCGCCGAAACAACCGAAUCAUUGGGUCAACUAAGCCUACAACGAUUCCCUACAGGCGAGAUCGAAUACAAGGGCAAGACACUGUCAACAAGAUCCAAAAUAACAGAGAUUACACCACGAAGGAGUUAUGAUGCGCAGACUACGACGUCUCGAGCAGUAUCAUCCUCGGCCCGAUCUUCUUCCGGCAGUUCAGGAUUUAAGUUUACUAAACCCAGCCUGUCUUUUAAACCAUUGCUCAAUAACCAUAGUACCGACAAUAAAAAUCCUCAGCACAUGUAUCAACACCGCAAUAACAGUAGUUCGUCUGGAUCACCGAACGGGCACGACUCUGGUAGCCUUCAGGAACAACAUCAACCACAAACACCUGACCCUUAUGCUGGCUCCCCUUUUCCUCCGGUCCUGAUGACCAUCAAACUUCCACAAUCUCUACUGGACAAAUAUGUGAUCGAUCAGGAAAGCUUCCGCCAUGGGAAAGGAAUCUGGGGUAUUGGCAAAUACAGCUGGACGAUCACUGUUCUCUCACGAGCAAACGGCAAGAAGUAUGUAAUCAAGCGAGUGUCUAAAUCUCUUUUGCCGCCAUCCGCCUAUUACCACUAUCCGACAACUGCGCAUCGACUAUGCACUUGUCCAGCAUGCAAGUCCAGUCGUGAACAGCUGAUACUGACGGGUCAGCUCGAUCAAAACGAGCUUGAAAAUAUCCAGGAAGUCCUCGUCAUUGAGAACAAGGGUAGGAAGGAUCUGCCUCAGCUCCCCUCUCCUUCAUCCCAACAGUCCCAAAAGCACUCUCCAUCCCGACCACUCUCAGCAUCUUCUAUAUUGACUGCGACCUCCAGGGAGUUGUCCAAGGACAAAGCGAAACGAAAAAGCCUUCAUUUGUACAGUUGUCAUAAUUCAAGUAUGCCGAACCAACAGAGCCGCUUCUUGACAUUCAGUACUGGCUCGUCUCCUCAACAAACCCCUAUCAACUCUCGACCUUCCACACCGUCACCAUCCCCUUCACGGCUAUUUCCCGGUUCAUCCGUCUCAGCAUCGCCCUCUAUUAAUGAACCAGGGAAAUCAAAUGCCAGAAACAAAAAUCAGCCCAAUUCAGCUUCUCUUCGAAAUGAACGAUCUUCUCCACAUAAUGCUCAUUCCCCUCUUUUACCUUCUGCAACACCACUUUCAUGGCCAUUUAACGAGGGCGAUCAAACUGUGUCUCAGACAGGACAUAGUGUCAUCAUAUCUUCAACGAAACAAUCCAAUGUCGCUACACUCUCACCUCCAAGGAUAUCGAAUGGAAGCUCAAAAGGAUACUCCUCACCUCGAUCUUAUGUCAGGCCAGCCUUAAUGUCACAGGGCAAUUCCUUUGUUAAGAAAAAGAGAGCAGCACAAGUACUUAGGCGCCAUGCUUCAGCCCCCAACCUAUCUCGACCGCUAACGGGGCUAGAUUUACUGGAAGAUGAUCCCUCUCGUCUGGAACAACUAAAACGACUUUCACGAUGCAAUAGAUAUGACUGGCUCUACGGCGAUUCCAGGAGCCAUCAUCACAACGAUCCCUGUAACCAGAUAAUCGAUUCACACCCAUUCAUUCCGGAGUCAGAUGGUCCGUUUUUGAAUUCGCUAUUCCCACUUACCCCUAUCACGCCCUCAUCCCAAGCCUUGAUAGAUAAGGAUGAGCAAAUACAAAGGAGCAUUGACGGUGAAGAUCAUUCCCUUGACGCUUCCGAGAACGUUGAGAUGAAGAUAAAUCCGUUGGAUACGAACAAUGGGGAGUUUGAGAGAAUGAGUCUAGAAUCAGCAAAAUCCAAAAGACCAUCAGAACCUCGAGGGUUUGUUCCCCCACAACAUGCACUCCCUAUGGAACUUGUGCUUUUGCAGACGUACAACGAUUCAGAUCAUCUACCAGAACAUCACGAAUGGACGCAGGAUCAAGAUUAUUGGUAUUAUGUCACAAAGAUGCAUGGGGUCAGGAGACGAAAACUGAAGAAGGUCAGCACUUGGUGGUUGGAUAUGAGCAGCCUUGGAAACGCUCUCUUGUCAAGUUCGUCAGCCUCAAGCGAGCCUAUUGCUACGGGACCCAUUUAUAAUAUGGGACAAGGAGCAAUGAGUAUAUCACCACUCUCAUCGCCGUUAACGUCCGAUGUAGCAUUGUCCGAUAUCAAUGCGAGUGGUGCAAGUCUAGGAGUCAAUGGUCAAGUGGGUGGUAAGGAGCUGACUGCUGACUCGUCUCACACUAAUCUCUCAUCUUUUGCACCAACCAUCUCGACCAUGAAACGCCAAAGCUCUCCAAGGAACAGCCACAUGGGCAAAUACUAUUAUGUCGACUGGGAUGAGUAUACGUCGUACUAGAAGGAAUGUGGGACGCUACUUUUUUCAUUCUUUUUCCUGUCAGAGGC